This is a messenger RNA of Cucumis sativus (cucumber), 852 nucleotides long. Its product is annotated as cold and drought-regulated protein CORA. Lineage: Eukaryota; Viridiplantae; Streptophyta; Magnoliopsida; Cucurbitales; Cucurbitaceae. The coding region runs from base 89 to 607 and encodes 172 amino acids. The record is from RefSeq and is a predicted model, not a curated record. The transcript is spliced from 2 exons.
UGAUAAUGCAAUGUUUAAGCACCAAAAAAUAGCGAAGUAACUUAGCAAAAACACUUGGCAUUUCCAACUUAGCUUUGUUAACCCAAAAAUGACUUACCCUAAAACCCUUAUCGGUUUCGGUCUCCUCCUCGCUCUUCUUUUCAUCUCCUCACAGGUCUCCGCUCGUCUACUCGAGGAAGACAAAGUUAAGUCCGAUGGCUUAGAUUAUCCCGGAGGACGCUACGGCGGAGGAGGACACUACGGCGGAGGUCACUACGGCGGAGGAGGUCACUAUGGUGGGGGUCACUAUGGCGGAGGAGGUCACUAUGGCGGAGGUCACUACGGUGGAGGUCACUAUGGUGGAGGAGGUCACUACGGCGGGGGACACUAUGGUGGAGGACAUGGCCUUGAUGCUAACACCAAAGAGUCAAAUGACCAAGGUCUAGAUAAACAUGGCGGAGGACACGGUGGACACCAUGGUGGAGGACACGGUGGACACCACGGUGGAGGACAUCAUGGCCUUGAUGCUGACGUGAAAAACUUGGACAGUCAUGGCGGUGGCCACCACCACGACCACGGCCACCACCACUGCCACCACCCCCACUGCCCCGAGAGUGUUAAGAAUUAGAACACUAAAACCUACUCCCCAUCUGCAACCAUGUUUGGUUCAAAAUAAAAGCAUCGUUGAAAUAAAGUUUGUUUAAUGUGUGUGUUGUGUUUUAAAUUUAAAUAAAGCAUAAGAUAUGUUGUAUGAAAUGAGGAUGAUGCUAAAUUAUUAUACUUCGGUUUAUUACAACCUAUGAUCUUUCUAGUUUUCAUAUUAUAUAUAUGUGUAAUGUCAAACUAUAUAUAAACUCGAUUUUACUUUGUACA